Molecule: messenger RNA, 5577 nt
Organism: Symbiodinium necroappetens
Lineage: Eukaryota; Dinophyceae; Suessiales; Symbiodiniaceae
Source: the annotation of a GenBank genome assembly
AUGCGAUCGCUUCUGGGCAAUACGACGGAAGAUGUGCACCAGAUCGACCUUCCAUCCGACCAGCCGACGGGCUCUCUGUCCACCGUCCUGGUGUAUGCUUCCUCCUCUUUGGCAGAGCAGACCACACCCCUGGCGCUUGCAUUUAACGACACCGACUCGAGUGUGUCCUCGAUCAACUUCACCGACCGAGAUCUCGACGCAGACGAAAUCGGAGGCACCAUCAGCUGGACCGAGCCUGCCGAUCCUGCACUGGUGGCAAAUUAUGUCGUCUACAUAGCCGAGGAUCAGUUCGGCGGAAACCGAUCACAGGUGGGCUCCGAAGUUCCAUGGAACUCUUUUGACAUCAGCCUGCUACCGGAGCAGCCCAUCCGCGAGCCGGACGGUGCGGCGCGGUCCGAGUACUCACAGGUCCUCGUCUACACCAAGUCGACACUUGCGGAGCAGUCGACCCCCAUCAGCUUUGCCAUCGUGGACGUGAAUGCCUCUGUCAGUGGCGGAGCCUUCCAAGAGCAGGACCUUGAUGAGGCAGAGCUUGGCGGACCAAUUACCUGGAAAGCACCGGCCGACCUGACACAAGUCACCCAUUAUGAUGUUUACUUCGUUGAAUUCCCGGACGCUACGGGAACGAAUCGCUCGCAGUUGGGAGAUUCUGUCGAGGUCGGUACGAACAUCAUUCACGUUCCCGCAGACUUCCUUCAGGGCGCGUUGUCGCACAUCCAGGUCUACACCCGCUCUUCGCUCGUGGAGCAGUCUACACCGCAUGUUUUCGUCAUCAACAAUACGAACGCAAGCGUGUCCAGCAUCGAAUUCUUGGAUGACGAUUUGGAUGACAAGGAGCUCGGUGGCAAUGUGACGUGGUUGCCUCCGGAUGACAUGGCGCAGGUGUCACGCUUCGUUUCCUACCUUGCAUCUGAUGCCUUCGGUGGCUCGCGCUCCCAGAUUGCCAAUCAACCGUUCGACACAGAGGAGGCCUUCGUGCAGCCAGAGCAGCCCCUGCAGAACUACUCCCAUGUACUUGUGUACACCAGGUCGAUCUUGGCCGAGCAGAGCACACCGGCAAGUCUGCCCAUAAGUGACACCUUCGCCACGGUGCGAAAUGCCGACUUUUUGGAUCAAGAUCUGGACUACGAUGACCUCGGGGGUACGAUUCAGUGGAAUCCGCCAGCCGACAAUAUCAGAACGACUGACUACGUUCUGUACCUGUCUGUUGGUGCUGAUGGAACUGGCCGGCAGAAGGUGGGACAAGAGCUCGUCGGGACGAACAAGCUCCUGCUUUUGCCUGACACUACGAGGGGCCAACUUGGCUUUGUGACCGUUUUCACACGCUCUGUGCUCCUGGAACAGACCACGCCAGCGGCAGUGGCAGUAAGCGACACGAUUGCCAGCGUGUCGGGAGUUGACUUUCUGGAUUUGGACCUGGACGAGGGUGAAGUUGGCGGAACCCUGACAUGGGAUCGACCGCCUGAUCGACAACAGGUGGUGUACUACAAGCUUUACUUCAGUGUUGCAGAUCCCUUUGCUGCGGGCCAGCAUGUGAAUGGUACACAGGACUGGCUCAAGAUCCCCAAUGGUUCCGUUGAUGUCAGCCUGGCCGAGGUGGACUUGGCCCCGGACUUUGCCCUUAGCGGCGAGAGCCAUGUACUAAUCUACACGCAGUCUGCUCUGGCUGAGCAAACCACACCGGUGGGCAACCCUCUGAACGAUUCCAUUGCAGUUGUUAGAAACGUCUCCUUCACAGACCUUGACCUGGACGAUGACGAGCUGGGGGGAAAUGUGACGUGGCUAGACCCUCCACCGGAGCAGCGACCGGACCUAGUUGAUUUCGUGGACGUUUACUUGUCAGAGGACACCCAAGGCGCUGGCCGCUCUCAGAUCCAAGCUGGGCAGGCCUCUGCAGACACCAUUGAGCUGGCUGCUGAGACAGCUUUGAGGUCCUUUCGUCACAUUCUGGUCUUCACUCGCUCCAGCCUCGCGGAGCAGUCCACGCCCAUGGCCUUCCCGAUCAGUGACACAGACCGCUAUGUUGCGAGUCUUUCUUUCACCGAUCAGGACUUGGACAGGGAGGAGUUCGGCGGCAAUUUGAGCUGGCAGCAGCCGGUUGAUGCGAGCCUGGUUGCACACUAUGUCGCCUACCUGGCCACAACACCGGUUGGGUCAGACAGAGCACACGUAGCGGAGUUGGAGGCAGGAUCGACGGUAGUCGCCAUCAGCGAAGACACGGCUGUUGAGAAUUACACCCAUCUGCUCCUCUACACCAAGUCCAUACUGGUGGAGCAGACCACCCCUGUGGCUGUAAACAUCAGUGACACUGUGGCGAGCGUGUCGUCAGUUGAAUUCGUAGACCAGGACCUGGAUAUUGAUGACCUCGGUGGCGAUGUCGCGUGGGCAGAGCCCGUCAGCGACAUUGAAUAUGUCCACUUCUACGAUGUGUAUCUUGCCAACAGCAGUGCUGGUGCAUUCCGCUCGCAGCUGGGGCAUCCAAUACCACAGGGCCUGGCGCAGACGAGAGUGCCCGUGGAUUUGACGAAGGGGCUCUUCAGCGACAUCGUUGUCUACACGCGCUCCGUCCUUGUGGAGCAGACAACUCCGGUCGGGGUGGAGAUCAGCGACACCUCAUCCGACGUGCAGAACGUGACGUUCACAGAUCUUGACCUCGAUCUCGGGGACGUCGGGGGGCACGUCCACUGGGAAACUCCGCUGGAGUCCUCCCAGGUGGCCGCUUAUCGUGUGUACCUGGCGUUCGAUGAAACCGGCAGCUCACGGUCCCAAAUCGGUGCAGAGGUCUUUGUCAACUCGUCUCUUCGCGUUGCCCUCUUAGAACCAGAUCACACAACUGGCUCCUACAAGCAAAUCACCGUGUACAGCAAGUCUGACCUUGCUGAGCAGACCACCCCAGUCGCAUUCCAGUUGCAAGACACCGAGUCCGUUGUGACGGACACGAACUUCACAGACCUUGAUCUGGAUGGUGCAGAACUCGGUGGUACCAUCUUUUGGUCGCCUGCUGGGGACACGCACUUGGUGGUCGCCUACGACCUGUACUUGAGCGAAAGCGCCUCUGGGGAGUCUCUGUCUCGCAUCAAUGAGUCCUUGCCUGUCGGCACUCACGAUCUCUUUGUGCCUCCUGAACUCCCACUGGGCAAGAGCACACACAUCGUGAUCUUUACUCGGUCUUCCUUGGUUGAGCAAACCACGCCUGCCUUCAUCAACAUCAGUGAUGCGGAUUGGAAUGUGCCAGAGGUGUCUUUCUUCGAUAUGGACCUAGACGGGGGUGACUUCGGUGGACAGGUGAGCUGGUUGCCGCCAGCUGAAGUCGUGCUCGUGGCCCACUACUCCGUCUAUUUGGCUGCGAACGCCUCUGGCGACCUCCGUUCCCAGAUAGGUCAGGAUAUCCCGAAGGGCACGAACUAUGUCGACCUCCUGCCCGAGCAGCCACAAGGACCCCACUCUCACAUCGUUGUCUACACGAAGUCCACGCUGGUCGAGCAGACCACUCCGUCCUUCCUCGAGCUCAAUGACACCGCCUCUUCCGUUUCGGGGAUUGUGUUCGUUGACCGAGAUCUUGACGAAGAGGAGCUAGGAGGCGAUAUUACUUGGGUCAAGCCCAUCGACUUCUCGCAAGUCACGCUCUACUCGGUUUAUCUGUCGGCCACCUUCGAUGCUGAAAACCGCUCAAGGGUCGCAGAGGACCUCCCAAUCGGUACAAACUUAGCUCAGCUGCCGGCUGAGACGCCCAUCCGUUGGUUCGAGUAUGUCAACAUUUACACUAAGUCGCCUGUGAUUGAGCAGACGACCCCGGCAUCGCUGCUGAUCUCGGACACGAACGUGCAGAUCGCCGAUGUGGAGUUCCUGGACCAGGACUUGGAUGAAGAGGAUCUCGGUGGCAAUGUCACCUGGACGGUAACACGCGACCUUGGGCUUAUCGCCCACUUCACUGUGUAUUUCACCGAGAACGAUACCUGGGAGACAGGGCGCAGCACGGCGGGGCAGGAUGUCGCACCGGCGGAAUUUGCAGAGCUGUUUGUCCCGCCCGACACCAAGCCGCCUUUGGCAACUUACAGCUGGGUUUCAGUUUUUCCAAGCUCCCUGAUUGCCGAGCGGACCACACCCUUCGCGGCGCCAAUCAACGACACCAUCUCACCUGUGCUGAAUGUUUCCUUCCUGGACCUGGAUUUAGAUUUGAGUGACCUUGGGGGCAAGAUUUCCUGGGAGCCACCGCUGGAAGCCUCGCAGGUCACACACUACCUGGUAUACCUGGCUGCGAAUGCUUCCGGAGCCGGGCGGUCCAUGGUCGGCAGCGAGGUACCGUACGAUUCGCUGUCGACACUGCUGGAUGCAGAAACUCCCCGGCUCGAUCGCGACUACGUUGUCGUUUACACUCGAUCCUACUUGGUGGAGUCGACCACUCCGUCGCACUUCCCCAUCUCGGACGCUUACUCAGUCGUUCAGGUGAACUUCACUGACAAGGAUCUAGACGACUCGCAGAUUGGAGGCACAAUUUCCUGGACCACUCCCGAGCCAGACUUCAACCCCUUGGUGUCGUUCUUCACUCUGCAUCUAGCAGACGACGCGUUCGGUUUCAACCGCUCGCAGAUUGGGUCGACCAUGCCUUGGGAUCUUCAGGAGGCAGCUCUGCCACCUGAAGUCUACUAUGACACGGCUACGCACUUCGUUGUGUUCACUGGCAGCACACUGGUGGAGCAGACGACGCCAUCGGCGCUGGCAAUUUACGACACGGAUGCCAGCGUCUCCAACAUAACGUUUCAAGACAAGGACCUUGAUGAGUCCGAGAUGGGUGGCGACAUCUUCUGGGACGCACCUCUGGAUGCUGACCAGGUCACCUACUACGCCGUCUUUAUCGGUCCAGACCCUCUGGGCCAGCGAUCGCAGGUGGCCGGUUACGGUCCAGCUGGUCUUGUUCCUGCUGGGGUGGAGCAAGAGUUCAUCAAUGCUGACACCUCGAUUGGCACGUUCCAGGAAGUGGUUGUGUACACGCGCUCCAGCCUCGUGGAACAAUCAACAGCCGUGGCACUUCCGAUUGUAGACGAGUUCGCUACCGUGGGCAGCAUCCACUUCAUGGACAUUGACCAGGACAUCGACAUGUUGGGCGGGGAGUUCUCCUGGGUUCCACCGAAUGACACUUCGGAGGUGGCAUUCUACGUCGGCUACUUUGCGACUACCCCAGGCAUGUUGGAUUCAGGAAGCCGCAGGUUCGAGUUUGAGAUCCUUGGCCACCUCAACUCCUACGAUUUGCCGUUCCAGACCCCACAGUCAGGGUACAGCUACUUCUCCAUCUACACGAAGUCUUCACUCGCAGAGCAGACGACCCCCAACUCUGUCGAAGUCAUCGACUUUUGCCAGAAUGUACCCACUUUGGAGAAUCAGUCUCUGUAUGUGGAGGAAGGCGUCCACUUGCUGGACAUCUAUGACGUUCCAGAAGUCGUCAUAACGAAGUUUACAGGAGUCAGCGAGGACGGACUGUCUCUGGAAUUCGCACCUUUGCGGCGCGGCCCUGUCUACAUGAUCAUCACGGACACCGUUGCCGUGGCAGGCAUGACCAACACGGAUGUGCAGUCGCUG